AUGACAAAAAUCACUUUGGCCUUGCCGUUGGGCUCCCUGAUCCUUGUCACUGGGGCUAACGGAUACAUCGCUAGCCAAGUCAUCAAUGAACUUCUCCGUUCUGGUUAUCGUGUCCGAGGAACUGUGCGUGGUGAAAAGCCGUGGCUGAACCAGUUCUUCGAGGAGACUUAUGGGCGCAAUAAAUUCACUACAUGUAUCCUGCCAGGGUUUCAUGAUGUUGAGUUGAUUAGGCACGCGUUGCAUGGAGUGGAUGGCGUCCUACACCUGGCCGGAGACAUCUCCAUCACAGAGAACCCACAGGACGUCAUUCCGCUCUCCAUUCGCUCAACAGUCAACGUCCUAGAAGCCGCAUAUCUGCAACCCUCCAUCCGACGGGUUAUCAUAGGCUCGUCUUCGAUGGCCGUCUACACAAGUGUGCCCAACCGAGAAGGCGUACAGAUCACUGAACAUUCAUGGAAUGAUGAAGCUGUUCAAGAGGCUUUUGACCAGUCUUUUCCGUCCAACAAUGCGUUGCAGUGGAAGAAAAGACUAGCAACCUAUGCUGCGUGUAAAACGGAGGCAGAAAGAGCCGCGUGGAAUUGGGUUCGAGAGCAUCGACCCCUCUUUGAACUAAAUGUCGUGGUGGCAUCCUUCACAGUUGGGGAGAUCCUCCAUCAAGAGAUUGGUGGCUCCACGAUGAGGUGGGUUAAAGAUCUUCUAGAGGGUAAACAAGAAGUCAUUGCAUUGGUUCCUCCAAAAUGGUUUGUGGAUGUUGAAGAUGUUGCCCGCCUCUACACGAUUGCGGUCAUGGAUCCCUCUGUUCGGAUGGAGAGGGUCUUCGCGUUUGCUGAGCCACACAAUUGGACCGAGAUCCUCCAAUAUCUGCGCUGGCUCCGACCUGACAAUCAGAGCCUUCCAAAAGCCCCAGAGAAUGAAGGUAGGGAUUACGCGGAGAUCCUACCCAGAAAGCGAGCCGAAGAAUUGUUGUUCAGGUGGUAUGAACAGCGCGGCUGGACUCCAAUUCAAACAAGCAUCGCAAGGGCAAUUGGACCGAAAUGA
This is a messenger RNA of Aspergillus clavatus NRRL 1, 1038 nucleotides long. RefSeq names its product putative NADPH-dependent methylglyoxal reductase (D-lactaldehyde dehydrogenase. The record is from RefSeq and is a predicted model, not a curated record. Lineage: Eukaryota; Fungi; Ascomycota; Eurotiomycetes; Eurotiales; Aspergillaceae. Gene Ontology annotation, molecular function: oxidoreductase activity, acting on the CH-OH group of donors, NAD or NADP as acceptor. Bases 1 to 1038 code for a protein of 345 amino acids. The transcript is spliced from 5 exons.